Molecule: messenger RNA, 2304 nt
Organism: Pipistrellus nathusii (Nathusius's pipistrelle)
Lineage: Eukaryota; Metazoa; Chordata; Mammalia; Chiroptera; Vespertilionidae
Source: the annotation of a GenBank genome assembly
AUGGCUCCCGACUCGGGCCCCCCGCCCGAAGGGCCCACCUUAAAGCUCCUACCCGCAGACGCCCGGGACCGGGGCACCCAGCGCUGUCGCCUGGGCCCGGCGGCCCUCCGCGCCCUGGGCGCGCGCCUGGGCUCCGCGGUGACGAUCUCGCUGCCGGACGGCGGCUCCUGCCUCUGCACCGCCUGGCCGCGGCGGGACGGGGCGGACGGGUUCGUGCAGCUGGAUGCGCAGUGCGCGAGCCGCGGGUCGGCGGCCGGCACGCCCGGGCCCCGGGGGAGCCUCAGCCUGAGCCGCAUCCGCCUGGUGCCCUGCCCGCCCCUCCGGCGCCUCACCGUGUGGCCGGAGCUGCGGGAGCGGGUGGGCGCGCCCUCGGCCCCGGACCCGGCCGCUGUGCUGGAGGCGGCGCGCGAGCUGCUGCGGAACCGGCCCGUCUCCCGGGGCCACGUGCUGGCCGCUCCGCCCGGCGCCCCGGGCCCGGUGGCCGCCCUGCACAUCGUGAGCGGGGCGCCCGCCCCGGACCCGGCCGGGCUGGUCACCCCCCACACCCUCGUCAGCCUCAGCGGGGAGCCGCCGGCGGAGCCGCACCCGCAGCCCGAGGUGCCCCUGGGGGGCCUUUCGGAGGCGGCCGACUCGCUGCGGGAGCUCCUCCGCCUGCCGCUCCGCUACCCCGGCACCCUGGCCGCCCUGGGGCUGGACGUGCCCCGCGGGGUGCUCCUGGCGGGCCCCCCGGGGGUGGGCAAGACCCAGCUGGUGCGCGCCGUGGUCCGGGAGGCGGGCGCGGAGCUGCUGGCGGUGAGCGCGCCGGCGCUGCAGGGCGCGCGGCCCGGGGAGACGGAGGAGAACGUGCGGCGGGUGUUCCAGCGCGCCCGGGAGCUGGCCCGCCGCCGGCCCGCCCUCCUCUUCCUGGACGAGGUGGACGCGCUGUGCCCGCGGCGGGGCGGCGCGCACCAGGCCCCCGAGAGCCGCGCGGUGGCCCAGGUGUUGACGCUGCUGGACGGCUUCGGCGGGGACCGCGAGGUGGUGGUGGUGGGAGCCACCAACCGGCCCGAUGCUCUGGACCCCGCGCUGCGCAGACCUGGAAGGUUUGACCGAGAGGUUGUCAUCGGGACUCCCACACUUAAACAAAGAAAGGCAAUUCUACAGGUGAUUACUUCAAAGAUGCCCAUCUCUAGUCAAGUGGAUUUGAGCCUCCUUGCGGAAAUGACGGUUGGCUAUGUUGGCGCAGACCUGACCGCACUCUGUAGGGAUGCUGCCCUGCACGCUUUGCUUCAUAGUGAGAAGAACCAGGACAGUCCGAUGAUUGAUGAAACAGACUUCUUUGAAGCUUUUAAGAAGAUUCAACCUUCAUCGUUUCGAAGUGUCAUUGGACUGAUGGACAUUAAGCCUGUUAGUUGGGAAGAGAUUGGUGGCCUUGAAGAUGUAAAACUGAAGUUAAAACAGAGCGUCGAAUGGCCUCUGAAAUAUGCUCGUGAGUUUGUUAGGAUGGGCCUGACCCAGCCCAAGGGAGUUCUCCUGUACGGCCCCCCUGGGUGUGCGAAGACCACCCUCGUGAGGGCCCUGGCCACCAGCUGUCAUUGCUCCUUUGUGUCAGUGAGCGGAGCUGAUCUCUUUUCACCUUUUGUUGGAGAUUCAGAAAAACUCUUGUCUCAGGUAUUUCGACAAGCAAGAGCAAACACUCCAGCAAUUGUGUUUUUGGAUGAAAUUGAUUCAAUUGUGGGUUCGCGAUCAGUCAGCAACACAGGAUGUAAUGUUCAAGAGCGUGUUCUUUCUGUUCUCCUGAAUGAAUUAGAUGGUGUUGGACUGAAAACUAUCGAGAGAAGAGGAAGUAAAUCAGAUCAACAGGGUAAAUACAAGGAGCUGAAAAAAAAUGAAGAGGUAGAAUUUGAAGAAAUUUUUAAUCGAAACGUCAUGAUUGUUGCGGCAACAAAUAGACCUGAUGUGUUAGAUGAUGCCUUGUUACGGCCUGGAAGGUUUGAUAAGAUGAUUUAUAUUCCACCUCCAGAUGAAAAGGGCAGGCUUUCUAUUUUGAAAGUCUGUACAAAAAACAUGCCAGUGGGGCCUGAUGUUUCUUUAGAAAACUUAGCAGCAGAAACCUGUUUUUUCUCUGGAGCUGAUCUUGGAAACCUCUGCAAAGAAGCUGCCUUGCUGGCUCUGCAAGAAGAUGGACUAGAUGCAACCACAGUGAAACAGGAGCACUUUCUAAAAUCACUUAAGACUGUAAAACCAUCCUUAACUCACAAGGAUUUGACUUUAUAUAAAAACUUAUUUCAGAAACAAGGAUUUUCUAACUUAGAGGAUAUUUAA